Molecule: messenger RNA, 705 nt
Organism: Culex quinquefasciatus (southern house mosquito)
Lineage: Eukaryota; Metazoa; Arthropoda; Insecta; Diptera; Culicidae
Exons: 3
Coding region: 200-676 (158 amino acids)
Biological process (GO): cell adhesion; tissue regeneration
Cellular component (GO): membrane
Source: RefSeq, a predicted model, not a curated record
AGGGCUAGAGCAAAAUUCAAGUUUUUUUUCGCCAUUCCUGAAACCAGCUAGAUAAAGCAGAUAUCAGCAGAACACUGAUAAGAGCACGCGCGCGCGCCGAACCGCUUCACUCAUCAACUAGCGCCGCAGUUUGCUUGCAAAGGUGUCAACCGUGUGAUCAUCAUCCUCUUCAACGGAGCUGCCGGGGAAGACGCCCAAAAUGGACUCGGAUUGGACCAACAACGAGACGUACCGCGCGAUUCCCCAGAUGGAAGUCGAGAGCCCAAAGGUGAGCGAUGAACCAGAUAAAAAGUCCACCAGCUCCAGAGGCAAGAGGGGAGCCAACAAUAUGUUCACUCAAAGUGUUUUCGAUCUUACGCUCAUCACGAUCAACAUUUGCCAAAUUUGCUACAUUUUGAAGGUUGGUCCGUCGUUGGGCGUUCUCUAUUACAUAAUGCUGGGUCUGUUGGGCGUGUCUCUUGCACUGCUGUCGAUGCACGGUUUCAUGGGCCUUUUCGGACGACUUCAGUGCAGCACUCCCCUUUCCGAUGGUUGCUUCAACUGUCUCUACAACACCUCCCUCUUCAUGGUGGUCCUUAUUUAUCUGGUCAAUCUUGUGUUCAACGUGGUGAGCUUGAAGGAAACCGAAGACAAGUGUCGAAUCAUCAUCGACAAUUUGCGCAACAGAACAUUGUGAUAUAUUUGAAUAAAAAACAACCAACAGUU